Molecule: messenger RNA, 3172 nt
Organism: Rhododendron vialii
Lineage: Eukaryota; Viridiplantae; Streptophyta; Magnoliopsida; Ericales; Ericaceae
Product: probable serine/threonine-protein kinase At1g54610
Exons: 8
Coding region: 644-2788 (714 amino acids)
Biological process (GO): protein phosphorylation; positive regulation of transcription elongation by RNA polymerase II
Cellular component (GO): nucleus; cyclin-dependent protein kinase holoenzyme complex
Molecular function (GO): ATP binding; RNA polymerase II CTD heptapeptide repeat kinase activity; cyclin-dependent protein serine/threonine kinase activity
Source: RefSeq, a predicted model, not a curated record
UAUAAAUACACAACAAGAAAAUGUCCAGACAAUUUUUUUUUUCACAACUCCCCUCCCCACCCCCCCCCCCCCCUCCCUCCCUCUCUCAUACCAGUGCCCUAGAUCCAUCCUUCAAUAACCCAAUUCCGCAUCCCUAAAUCCCUCCAUCCCUUCAAUGUUUUCAUUUCGCGCCAGUUAACAGAGACUCCCAACAGCCGUACGCCUCAAUCACUCACGAAGGUACCACGUGCUGAAACUCCUCUUUGGUGGGUUAUCUGUAUAAUUAUCUCCACUGGUUUCUAGGGUUUGCUGUGUUUGUAAAAUGGGGAGGUUUGUUGGUUCCUGUACGAGCAGCUAUUACUUAUUCUUUGUUGUAACUUGUUAAUGCAUGAAUUUGGCUUUGGUGGUGCUGCUGAAUCUUUGGGUUAGGGAAAAAUUUAUUCUUUUAUUGAGUUUGGUGAAUAAUGGGAAAAUAAAGGCUUACUACAUUGGUUGAAAUUAGUCGGUAGUUUAAACAGUGGGUGUGGAAUAGUGGGUUGGGAAAAUGACUAAUUUAUUGAGUUUGGUGUGAUGGGCAUGGAACAAGAGUUACUUGUGGGAAUAAAGGGUCUCAUCUGUGGAAAGUUGUUAACUUGAAGGUGGGUUUGUAUUGUUUUAGUGUAAAAUGGGCAGUGUUUGUUGUAAGCCCUCUGCUAUUGAAGAUAGCAGGGAGAGUCCAAGGGAUAGGAUAUCGAGUAAGGCUUCGUCGGACUUGCGGGCCCCAAGGGCGGCUUCGUCGAGGAGAGAAGAAGGGUAUAGAGUGAAGGAUCGAUUGGAUAGUAGUGAUGGGAGGGCAAUGCUAAUUGAUAAGCAGGUAAAUGGUUCGAUUCGGUUGCACGGUGAAAAUUUUGAGAGGAAGAGGGAGAAGGGUGCGUACGCGGUUGCAACGCACUAUCCUGGGUUGGGAAACAUUCCCAAAGCUUCGGAAGGGGAGCAGGUCGCAGCGGGGUGGCCUCCGUGGUUGUCGGCUGUGGCAGGUGAAGCUAUCAGGGGUUGGGUGCCUCGGCGGGCAGAUUCUUUUGAGAAGCUGGACAAAAUUGGCCAGGGUACUUACAGUAAUGUAUAUCGGGCCCGUGAUCUUGAUCAGGGGAAGAUUGUUGCUUUAAAGAAAGUUAGGUUUGAUAACCUGGAGCCUGAGAGUGUCCGUUUCAUGGCGAGGGAAAUUCACAUUUUGCGUAGACUUGAUCAUCCUAAUGUAAUAAAAUUGGAAGGUCUAGUUACAUCAAGGAUGUCUUGCAGCCUGUAUCUUGUUUUUGAGUACAUGGAGCAUGAUCUGGCAGGCCUUGCUUCACACCCUGGUCUUAAGUUUACUGAAUCACAGGUUAAAUGUUACGUGCAGCAACUUUUACGCGGUCUUGAUCAUUGUCAUAGUCGUGGUGUUCUCCAUCGUGACAUAAAAGGUUCCAACCUUUUAAUUGACAAUAAUGGCAUUUUGAAGAUUGCAGACUUUGGCCUAGCAAGUUUUUAUGAUCCUCAUCUAAAUCAGACAUUGACAAGCCGUGUUGUGACUCUCUGGUACCGUCCACCCGAGCUUUUACUUGGUGCUACUUUUUAUGGGACUGCUGUGGAUUUGUGGAGUACUGGUUGCAUCCUUGCGGAAUUGUAUGCCGGCAAGCCUAUUAUGCCAGGAAGAACAGAGGUUGAGCAGUUGCAUAAAAUUUUCAAGCUUUGUGGUUCACCCUCUGAGGAAUACUGGAGAAAGUCAAAGUUGCCUCAUGCUACCAUUUUCAAGCCUCAACAGCCUUACAGACGCUGUGUUGCAGAAACAUUCAAGGACUUCCCUGCCCCAGCAUUAGGGCUAAUGGAGACCCUACUUUCCAUAGAUCCUGCUGAUCGUGGAUCUGCUGCUUCUGCUCUAAGAAGUGAGUUCUUUACGACAAAACCACUUCCUUGUGAUCCUUCAAGCUUGCCAAAGUAUCCUCCCAGCAAGGAAUUUGAUGCAAAAGUACGCGAUGAAGAAGCUAGAAGACAAGCGGCAGCAGGCGACAAGGGUCACAGAUAUGACCCAGAAAGGAAGGGAGCACGAGAGUCUCGAGCUUUUCCGGCUCCCGAUGCCAAUGCCGAAUUAGCCUCGUCAAUGCAGAAACGACACAGUCAAUCAAAUUCCAAGAGCCGGAGUGAGAAAUUCAAUCCUAAUCCGGAAGAAGUUGCUUCUGGUUUUCCCAUUGACCCGCCUAGGCCAUCUCAAGUUGUUGAAGAACCAAGCAUUGAUCCCCAUGAUCAACUUCACAAGAGAGCGUCCUCCCAUUCUGGCCCACUGGUCCACCGGGCCGCAUGGGCAAAGACUGGGAAAAACUUGGAUGAGGCUCCAAAGAUAUCAACUGGGGCCAACUUAUCCACAAUGCCUGGGUUAGUAGCAGGAAGGAGGAGUUUAUUGUCUGAAGACCGCAGAGAGAAAUCUGGUCCUUCUCAACAUGAAGUUCCAAGAUUGAUAAGCAGAUUUCCAGGGUCAUUCAAAGAGGCUUCUGAAUCCAUGAUGAGGCAGGAUCAAAAGAUUCACACGCAGAGUGUAGCCAUUCCUCGUCAGAAUGAAGAUGGAAGGAGCAGUAGUAAAGAUCCAGUUCUUCUUGGUUAUGGAGCAAAGGGCAACAAAAUUCACUACUCUGGACCACUUGUGCCAUCAGGAAAGAUGGAUCAGAUGCUGAAGGACCACGACCGCCAUGUCCAGGAGGCAGUAAGACGAGCACGCCUCGACAAGGCUAAAUUGAGGAAACUUCAGGUUGAAGAGAACCAAUUACCAACCAAUUCAGUAUUUGUUUCCGGUCGGUGAACCGGGAUUUAAGUAGAUCCCAGUCAAGAUAAAAGCAAGAGAGAAUCACUAGGAAAAAUGCUAUGGUGAUUCUCUUGGGAAACGAGUACGUUUUUUCCUUUCUUUUUUGUAUAGAUGGUGUUCCACGAAGGACAAUAGCUGGUGGGCAAGCUUAUGCUAAUCUUAUUGUGUUGUUUAGGAAAGCUCUGAAUGAUGAAGUAUCGUUACCUUGUACUAUUAUCAGUUGUCUGCAAUUCAUGUAGAGCUUAUUAGUUAGCCAUAAGCUGUAGCCUGUAGAGUUAUCGCAGAAGAAAGAAUCUUUUUUUUAUGUGAACAAUCAAAUAUUUGAUGUCAACCAAUUGAGAUUUCAGAGGUACGUCAUGGAGUAACUAUUUGCUUGCGAAA